UGGCUUGGUCAGGCAGUGGAAAAAAAAAUAGGCAAAGGAUAUUUCCCUCUUGCCUCUUUUUCUUCUGUUGAUGAGGGCAUUUGCUGCUUUUUGGAAAAUACCACUUGAUAAAGGGGGAGGGUUUUUGGAUCCCGAGAGAGGAGUAAUAAAGCCGCCAUCUCUAGGAUGGAUUUUUUCUCUUCUUUUCUUUCUUAAGAAUGUGCUGGCCACUGCUCAGCUGCUCUGUAACCCCAGUCCUCCCGAGAAUGAGGGAACUCUUUGGUGCAAAUUGUCACCAAGCUUGUCAGACUACCUGAACUGUCCCUGAAAUCGUGGGUGGCUGCGUCGGGCUGGUGGUGGUUCAGAGGAAGAGUCUAGGGCUGGCAGCAGUCUGAGUAUCUGCCUUUGGUAGGACCCAAAGGUUGUAACGUUGUCUAUAUAUACCCUGUAGAACCGAAUUUGUGUGGUAUCCACAUAGUCACAGAUUCGAUUCUAGGGGAAUAUAUGGUCGAUGCAAAAACUUCACAUUUCUCCAAAAUAGCAAGAGAUGGAGGUGGAGACCCUGGUGUGGGUCAGCCACCUCUUUCUGUUCCACGAAGAUCGACUGUCCCUGGUGACAUUGUGCAGCUUUUUCCUCAAAAAGCACCUCACCUUUACAUAGAGGCUUCAGUGGGGGCUGCUGCAAAAAGAAACCCUAACUGGUUGCAUGAAUACUGGUCCAAAAGGGUUAGGUUUUGGGGUGCUGGGGAGUGGAGCAAAUGAUCAGCUAGUUCCAGCUAUUGCUCUGCCCUCCUCUGGGUAUGAGAUAUAAAUAUACCCAAACGGGGACUAACUGGGUUUUAGGGACCUUGUGUGGGGGCAAAAGCAAGCUGGGAAAAAAGGCCAGUAGGCACCUUUGGGGGGCAUUUAGGUGAGGCGAGUGUUCCCUCACCAUUUUCUGGGCCCAACCCUCAGCUGCAAGAACCUGGGCAUCCAUGGUUGCUGCCAUGUCAGAAAGGCCCAGCUUUGGCUAGCAACAUCCCAGCCUGGGCACCUGUAGAAAAGCAUGGUGGUUACUCAUUGCCUAACUUAAUUCAGGCCCGCCAGAUUCUGGUAACUUUUGGGUGACCCUGAUGAAGACAAAGCAGGACUCAGUCUUUGUAUGGCAGAGUCCCAGCUCUGGCGGGCUGGGCAGGCAAAGUGCCCGCCUGGGGCACUCUGCCCAACUGAGAGGCCACCUCGUCCACCCACCUUUUGUUGCCUUGCACCCAAUAAAAGAAUUCAUUCUCCCUUGCACUGUGCCCACCUUGGGGGGAGUACUGGGGUGAGUGAAGAGGGCAGGAGAGGUUAGGAAAAGUCAGUGGAGACAAAAGCUGAGAUUACCUGCUGAAAAUAGGGGUGAUGGCGAUCGGAACUACAUUAACAUCUGGCAGGGGCCCUCAAAUAUGGCACGGCAAGUCAUUUGAUUACACGUAUGUUAUUUAGUUAAAUUUGUGAAAAUUAUGAGAUGCUCACCAAACCGGUGAUAAACUCGCUCCCUCCCCAUUGGCUGGCCUGGUCACAUGGCCGCCCAACUUUAUUCAGUUGACAGCAAGUAGGAGGGCCCUAUGGAAGGAGAAAAAAAGACAACACGAGAAAAAUUAGUAUUUUCUACCUUCUGAAAUUAAUGGCCAUGAGUUCGUAUAUGGUGAACUCUAAGUAUGUGGACCCCAAGUUUCCUCCGUGCGAGGAAUAUUUGCAGGGCAGCUACCUAGGCGAGCAGGGCGCAGACUACUACAGCAGCGGCUCACAGGGGGCCGACUUCCAGCCCCCGGGGCUCUACCCGCGGCCCGACUUCGGGGAGCAGCCCUUCGGAGGCGGCGGGCCCGGGCCUGGCUCGGCACUGCCCGCUCGGGGGCCGGGACAAGAGGCUAGCGGCCCCGGCGGGCACUACGGCGCCCCGGGAGAGCCGUGCCCAGCGCCCCCGCCUGCGCCCCUGCCAGGCGCUCGGGCCUGCAGCCAGCCCGGCGGCCCCAAGCAGCCGCCCCCCGGGACCGCACUCAAGCAGCCGGCGGUGGUCUACCCCUGGAUGAAGAAGGUGCACGUGAACUCGGUGAACCCCAACUACACCGGCGGGGAGCCCAAGCGUUCCCGGACGGCCUACACUCGGCAGCAAGUCCUAGAACUGGAAAAGGAAUUUCAUUUUAACAGGUAUCUGACGCGGCGCCGUCGGAUUGAAAUUGCUCACACUCUGUGUCUGUCCGAGCGCCAGAUCAAGAUCUGGUUCCAGAACCGGAGGAUGAAGUGGAAAAAAGACCACAAGCUGCCCAAUACUAAAGGCAGGUCAUCAUCGUCAUCUUCCUCCUCCUCCUCCUGCUCCUCCUCAGCCGCCCCUGGCCAGCAUUUGCAGCCGAUGACCAAGGAUCACCACAUGGACCUGACGACCUUGUAGAAGUGGGGACCCUGGGCCCAUCCCUCCCUGCGCUCCAGGCUGAGCCGAAGCUGCGGGGGCAGGCCGGGCCUGCUGUGACCUCGCUGGGCUCUAAGGUACUGUGGGGUGGACCUGGGCCCUGAAGGCGGCCCUGGACUAGGUUAGCAUCCUGCCCGAGGGCAGCCCCCUCCCUAGAGUGGAGCCGGGGGUGGGAGGGGUGGGCGGGAUUCUCUAAGUAUGUUAUCAUAUGGCAGGAGCUACUGAGAACCUAAAACCGUGGCCAGUCAUUAAACUCAUGAAAAUCUCUGCUGUUGGAUUUUGAAUUUGCAAAUGAAGGUUGGAUGCUUUAUCCCAGUGUGAAUUGGGACAUUCUCCCCACUCCACCCCUCCAGGGAGUUUUGUGGUUUGGUAAUGUGGGGGAGUUGAGGCAGAAGAUUGGCCACCACUGUGAUAGGUGCUCAUGGGAGCUGCAGAGCUGGGCCAAGAUUUCUGAAUUUCUGGGUUGUCUGUAUAAUUUCCAGUGUAAUUUAUAUUAAAAAAAAGUUUUGCUCACAGUAGCCCGAUGCCCAAAGAAAUAAGUUUAAGAAGGAAGUGAAAACGGGUUGUUUUAUGUUUAGAUUAUAUUUGCUUAAGUAUUUAUUUGUUGGGGGAUUGGGUGCAGAAAUAACUAACACCUUCAUGCCAAAAAUCUUAAGAUGGUGGAAGGGGCUGAGCUUCAGGGAACUGAAUUAGAUGUGUAGACUUACUUCUGGCUGUAACCUGCAUUUUGAACUCCACCCCCUCCCAACUCCCUGGAAAUAUGUGUAGGGGGCCUUUAACCCUUUUAGAGAGAUGCGAAGGAUCCACUCAAAGUUGAGUUCUUGAAAAUAUAAUUCCACAUGUGAUUUUUUCAACACUGUGCUUACAACCAGUUCUGGGUGAUUAAAGGAAAGGGCAAAAAAGAAACAAAUGGUCCAACAUGUUCCUUCUGUGGAAAGAAAACAAAACCUCUAUGCUCUGGGUCGUCAGAUAAUGACUGAGUUUUCUGUUCCAACUGGAUUCCAAAUGUCCCAAAUAUCCCACAUAGAAGUAUUUUGUAGGAAUCAGUGUAUGCUUAUAUAGGAGAGGAGCUGUGCAAGGGGUGAAAGUGGGUAGGUGAAACAAUCUUGUUUUUAAAAAGAAACUAAUUGAAUCUAAAAGUACACAAAAGUUGGUAGGGUUUUCUUCCCCCUUGAAGUUUUAAUUUGAAAAAAAUACCUAAGGAAGUUUUUCUCAAACCAUUAAUUAGAAGCAGAAAUUGUAAAAGUAUUAAAGUUUUCAGGCCUCCUUCUUUGCCUUUAGAAUAGUGGUUUAAAAACACUCAAACAAGAAGAGAGAUGUUUUUAGUCAUUUUUCUUAUUCUAUGUCUGGGAAGAGUUCAAAGCUCAUUUUUGUGAAAUGCCGACCCUGAAGGAUCAGGGGAAAAGAGAACCGCCAGAGUUCAUAUACUCAAAUGAAACAAGUCUUCUUCCUAAGUUUGAAGACUAAAACCUCAGGCUCCAAGAAAGAAAUCUGUUUCCAGCUACUGAAAAGUGACAAAAGAGAGAAGGGAGAAGGGCUAAACUGAAAACUUAAUUCUAAGUUCUAUAAUGUUAUUUUUUCAGUGCUUCAGGCCACUUUAGAAGGUUUCAAUGAUAAUCUUUAAAAUAUACUUAAGUGGAAAAGGGAGGGUGACUUUCUCUGCAGGCAUGUUCUUUGGUUCUGUCUCCUGAGAGCUAAGGGCAGGUAUUCACUGGAGUCCCUAGGCUGAAAUUCCGCUUCUCUAAAGUAUCUUCCAAGCCUUGGUCUUUUGUAUUAGACCCUGGGGACAGCUCUUUGUUCCUCCUUGGGGUGAGCCUGGCUCUCAGACUUGCACAUGGCAAUACUUGAAUAUGGCCACGUCGGGAUAUUAAAGAUGGAUAUUCCUGCAUUAUUCACAUCAUUGUUUCUAUGACAAAAAGCACAGAGUUCAUACAUAGUCAAGAUGUCUUUUUUCUGACGCCCUCACGUUGAGAAGCUGAAAAGGUAUUUUACUGAAGUUCGGCUAAAUUACAGAAUCAGGUUCAUCCAGAGGACAAAUUUUCUAUUCCAUUAGCUGUAUUUCAGCCAGGAGGACUGACCUCUAAACCCUUAACCUUUUGGACUCUUAACUACCGUUCUCUUCUUUUCUCCCCCCUGUAACAUGGAGAGCAGUCUUUGGAUGUAGCUAGCAUUUGAAAAGAGCCACUAUCCUUAGGCAACUUGGAAAGUUGCUAAGAUUCUUUCCUAAAACCCAAAUCUAUACACAGUGCAGCAGCUUCUUCGGAAAGGAAAAAGGUGUAUAUUUUUAUAAUAUCUAAGUAUAUAGAUAUUACUGGAGAUUAUUACAUAGAUUUUCUCUGUCAUGAGAAGUUCUGGUUACUCACCCAGGUUCAGAUCAAAUGCCACACUGCUUACCUGCCUUCACUCCUGCCCCUAAGGAAAGCCAAGAGAGAGGUAGGUUUUCCAGGAUAGAACCCCAGCUCCUCCUAACAAAGUCCCACUACUUUGAAAAGUAAUUUAAUGAGAGAAACAACUUCUUUGUUUAUAAGACUGAGCUCUCCUCCUCUGCUUUGAGGGAUUGUCUUUUGAAAUGUUAAUGGAGCCUGGAGGCCCCGAGGGCAGCCUCCAACCCUGAAGUUCUCUCCGAAGGUAGUAUCCUUUUGGGCCCUCAGAAGUGGGCCAGACCAGGGACUGGGCCCUGCAACCACCUUGGGCAGGGACAGAAAUGAGUUUCCAUCUGGGAACGUGCUCUUCAGAAAGCUAGACGUGGGAAGGGUCCAGUCCCCAUUUGCUAUUAUUUGUUUCCAGUUUGUUCCCCCAAAUAUGAGCCAGAAGUGUUUGCUUUGCUGGUGGGUUUUUUUUUUAAGCCUGUGUUGGGGUCCUGGCUGGGGGGCCAUGAAGUGUUUGCUGAGGACCUGGCUCCUCCAACCCCCAUCUCACUUUGUCCCUUGCAGUCUUUUGUUGUGAGAUGACAUUGUCAGUCAGCCCCGUGGAGUCUGUUCAUGAGAUGCUUUUUUAAAAUAGAAUUGACCAAUGUUUUGCUGCCACUGAUUAAAGUAUUAUUUAUACUAAUUGUUGCUUGUAGUUUUGAUGUAAUUCAUUGAUCUAUAUUUGAAAUAAUAAAAAAGUGUAGUAAAAUCUC
This is a messenger RNA of Heterocephalus glaber (naked mole-rat), 5528 nucleotides long. RefSeq names its product homeobox D4 (gene Hoxd4). Gene Ontology annotation, cellular component: nucleoplasm; nucleus. Gene Ontology annotation, biological process: anterior/posterior pattern specification; embryonic skeletal system morphogenesis; positive regulation of transcription by RNA polymerase II. Gene Ontology annotation, molecular function: DNA-binding transcription factor activity, RNA polymerase II-specific; RNA polymerase II cis-regulatory region sequence-specific DNA binding. The record is from RefSeq and is a predicted model, not a curated record. Lineage: Eukaryota; Metazoa; Chordata; Mammalia; Rodentia; Bathyergidae.